GGCAACGGCCAUCUGCCGCCUCUUUUUCAGUUUCAAACCGAGCAGAUUAUUUCCCACAGACUUCUAGCUUCACUUGACAGCCGAGAUAGCGUCUCGGAGAGCAGCUGCGCAGGGAAGCGGCAGAGGAAAAAGCUCGCUCCUCCGCAUAUUGCGCUCAGCCAGUGAGAGCCGGGGAGACGCUUGCGUGCAGCCCGUCUGCGGAGACAGACUGCAGGCUCAUAAAGACGAAGCGGAUUUAAAUUAAGCACCGGAUAACAGACAGCGACUGUGCAUCUUUCAGUGAGGGAGGGAGGGAGAGGGAGGCAACUGUUUUUGUAUCUUGGAAGCCCUGGGUUAGGAGAGGGGGAGGAGGAGCGGAGAAUGAGCUAUUCUUGUACCAGCAGGGGCAACAGCCAGGACCCAUCAAGCGCUAAGAAGCCUGCCGGUGAUAAUCCAGGCAGAGGCACCGGAGGCACGGACAGCAGCGCAGACAGCAGCAGUAACGGCAGCCCGAAGCAAACGGCGGCGAUGAAAGUGAAGAAGGGAUGCAACUCGACCGACGUGGGGGUCCCGGUGACCACGGAGGAGGACCUGCUCGCCAGCGCGGUGAUCACUCCGGAGGAUGUUCUGGGCUUGCAGAAGAUCACAGAGAAUUAUCUGUGCAGCCCGGAUGAGAACAUUUACAACAUCGACUUCACCAGGUUCAAGAUCAGAGACAUGGAGACCGCCACCGUGCUGUUUGAAAUCACCAAACCUCCAUCUACAGAUAAAGCAGGAGAGAAGAGGGACAUUGACCCAAACGCCGGGCGGUUUGUUCGUUACCAGUUCACCCCGGCUUUCCUCCGGCUGCGGCAAGUUGGAGCCACGGUUGAGUUCACGGUCGGAGACAUGCCCAUUGAAAACUUCAGGAUGAUCGAGAGACAUUAUUUUAGAGAGAAGUUGCUCAAGAGCUUUGACUUUGAGUUCGGCUUCUGCAUGCCCAGCAGCAAGAACACCUGUGAACACAUCUACGAAUUCCCACCUCUGUCUGAGGAAAUCAUCAGAGAAAUGAUCCUGCAUCCGUACGAGACGCAGUCCGACAGUUUCUACUUUGUGGACAAUAAGCUGGUGAUGCACAACAAGGCAGACUACUCGUACAACGGUGGGACGUAGAGACGAUACACACCAACAUGAGGAGACAGGUGGAUGUACGGACUGACCUGAGGGACGAUCAGAGUACACUGGUGGGGUUAACAUCCUGUCAAUCCAGUAGUCUCUCUCUCUCUCUCUCUCUCUUUUUCUCUCUUUUUCUCUCUCUCUCUCUCUCUCUUUCUCUAUCACUUUCUCGUGCUGAGAGAAUGCCAUCCAGAAAACACUCCAUACAGAUGUAUGUUACAAUCUGUGUGUGUGUGUCUGUGUAAGCAUGUGUGAGUUUGUCAAAGCCUAAAAAGAAGCCACAAGCGCACACACACAGACACACACAGUUCACAGCUUGGUGUGGCGUCGCUGUAACAAAGUGUGUUUGUUGACAUGAUAAACCAGCAAGUGAGCAACUUUUAGGAAAUAUCAGACGUUUUUUUCUCUUUAGCCACGUCAUGAAGUGAAAAAAAGAAACAAAAACUCUGUAUCUUCAAAUAUUGAUAGAAAUUAUUUUUUUCAUUCCUGUACAUGGUAGGAACAAAUCUGUUUUUAGGACUUAAACAGUUUUGGAUUCAAUGAGUGUGUGUGUGUGUUUCUGUACUUUAUAUGAUUGUCUGUACUGUGUGUGUCUGCGUGUCUGUAAGUGUGUCAGUUUGAAGCAUGAUUACUGGUCUGGUAGAAAUCUUUGAAUUUAGAUGUCAGUAAUGUGGUCAUCUGGUUUAAAAAGGUCAAAUAUAUUUCCAAAUCCUGUUAGCACAUUUUCUGCACAGUAGACAGUAGUUCGUCAUUUUGAAUUUAUCAGACCUGUUUCCUGUUUCCUUAUCCUUUUGUUCCUUAUUUAUUUCUCGAGUCGUGUGACCUGUAUUAACUGUAGGGCAAAUGUUUUUAUUGUCUCUGCUCAAAGCACAACAUCUCUGCAGAGCUGAUCCGACCAUAAACGUACUUUGUCAUCUGUGUAGCAGCUGCACUUUUCCAGCCUCAUGUUGCUCUGUUUAGGCGAUAAAGAAGAUGUUAAAAACUUGGUUAAGUUGCACCUUUUUUUGUCCAAGUGGAAGUUUUGGGUUUUUUUGGGAACUCUUCAUAAGAGAAGAAAAGGAAAACUUG
This is a messenger RNA of Toxotes jaculatrix (banded archerfish), 2202 nucleotides long. RefSeq names its product unc-119 homolog b (C. elegans) (gene unc119a2). Bases 361 to 1131 code for a protein of 256 amino acids. Gene Ontology annotation, cellular component: spindle midzone; spindle pole; intercellular bridge. Gene Ontology annotation, biological process: nervous system development; positive regulation of protein tyrosine kinase activity; visual perception. The record is from RefSeq and is a predicted model, not a curated record. The transcript has 5 exons. NCBI's taxonomy places the organism in Eukaryota, Metazoa, Chordata, Actinopteri, Toxotidae. Gene Ontology annotation, molecular function: lipid binding.